AUGAAGUACGUCGAAGAUGAUUCGUCGGCUUUCAUCAGCUCCUACCAAAACGACACCUACAGCUCCUCGCUAGAAUCCCUGGCAUCCACCUCCUCGGGUUCCGCCUGGUCUGCUGUUUCCUCCCAAUCUUCUACCUCCACCUCUCCGACCAACACUUCCGACUCCGAUUCUGCCGACUCGUACUGUUUGUCGCGACCCGCCGCACGUGACGCUGCCGUGAGAUUUACGAGUUCUUGGACUAAACAACCCACUCAGCAAGCGCCUGUUGCUGUUCCUGCCGAGCUGCGACAAAACCCGAGACGGACCGGUGCAAACCCUGCCCGCACCGGAGCACCGCCAACUCUCGUUCGCCAAUCCGAACGCAAGCACAACUUCGUCGACAAUCUCGUUGAUUCGUCGACUCAGAUUGUUGAGGCUAUCUGGCCCUUGUCUUCAGUUGUCUGCCGCAAUGAGUUGGGUAGCAAGGCGGUGCUGCCCCUCCGUACCUUUAUCCAGGAAACUCUGCGACGCUCACGCACUAGCUACUCCACUCUCCAGGUUGCUCUGUACUACUUGAUCCUGAUUAAGCCUCACGUUCCUAAGCAUGACUUCACUAUGGAGCAGCCAGAUGACAAGCAUGAAUGUCGCGCUCUUCAGUGCGGUCGUCGCAUGUUCCUUGCAGCUCUCAUCUUGGCGUCAAAGUAUCUGCAAGACAGAAACUAUUCCGCUAGAGCCUGGAGUAAGAUUUCAGGACUCAACACGGCAGAGAUCAACCAAAACGAAAUUGCUUUCCUUUUGGCUGUUGAGUGGAAGCUUCAUAUCACCGACGAAGUCUUCCAGAGAUGGACUGAUAUUGUCUUAAAGUAUACGCCUCCGUCGCCUCCUGCUCCCGGAACCUCAACUCAGUGGUACGCCCAGCAGAGCUCGAACUGGAAAAUGGUCAUUCUUCAACUGAACCCUGAGCUCGACAACAUUGAGGGUCUGAUUCCCACUGCCCACCUCACAUCUAGCACCCAUGUUUUGGCUCGUCACCGCAAAGUUCGACCGGCCACUCAAGAUGCUCUUGCUAUGAACGGUGCCUGUGGAUUGGGAUACGACUCAGCGGAGCUUACCCCUACCCCGCGAUCUUUCAACACCCCCACCAUCAUGGAACCUACGCCGGCCACUGUAUAUACUCCCGGUCGGCUGGCUCCCGCCCUCGGUCUGCUUCCAACUCCCCGCCUCACGCCACAGUCGAGUGGAUACAGUACUCCUGCUGUGAGUACUGCAUCCCAUCUCGGCAAGGGCAAUGCCAUGGGUCUCGCUAUGGCGCAAGCCUCUUGCGCCAGUGCCGCUCAGUGUCUGGAUCGCUGGCCCGUAACAAACACGUCGCCCCAGGGUUACUACCCGGUUCGUCGUUCAUCUCUGGCCACCUCAAUCUCCACCGCGUCUUCUCCCGAAUCGAUGGUUUCCGACUCGUCGCGAACCUCGCGCUCCUCCUCAAUCUCGUCUGCUUCGUCACUGGCUAGCGCGCCGGCUCCCAACUUGGGUGUCCAGGCGCGAUUCCGGUCUGCGAAGCUCUGCAGUGAGAGGUCGAGCUUGAGACCGACGAUCACCUCGGUUCCUGAGGACUACGAGGAAAGUUGUAUCACCUCAUCUCCUGAGUCUUACACCGGCCCGGUGGGAAGACUUGGUGAAAUGUCGUUGGACACUCCCUUGGCUCAAAGACACCUCGAUGAGAUGGCUCAUGACCCUGCCAAUGACGCUGCGCGCGCACUUCAAGAGCUUCAGAAUUACGGCACCGACGAUGCUACUCCUAUCGCCUCGGCUUCACGCAAGCGUGCGCGUGGGAUCUCGGUAGUAGACAAUUCCCUCCAGGAAAACGUUCGGGAUAUGUUGUCUGGUAGUUUCACCGGCAAGCCAUGGCCCCAGACCUUGGUCCGCCCCAGAUCUAACCAAGUCGUCAUGAACGAUCGGGGUUCCCCGAGAAAGCGUGUCUGCUGCGCGACUGAAGCGACACCAGCUUACGAGGCAUCAGCCCUUCACUCAAUUGGCGGAUACCGUGGACCAGGCAUGUGGGAAGGAAUUCUAAACUAA
Molecule: messenger RNA, 2055 nt
Organism: Colletotrichum truncatum
Lineage: Eukaryota; Fungi; Ascomycota; Sordariomycetes; Glomerellales; Glomerellaceae
Product: G1/S-specific cyclin Pcl5
Biological process (GO): regulation of cyclin-dependent protein serine/threonine kinase activity
Cellular component (GO): cyclin-dependent protein kinase holoenzyme complex; nucleus
Molecular function (GO): protein kinase binding; cyclin-dependent protein serine/threonine kinase regulator activity
Source: RefSeq, a predicted model, not a curated record